Postia placenta MAD-698-R-SB12 is the source of this 411-nucleotide messenger RNA. RefSeq lists its product as hypothetical. Bases 1 to 411 code for a protein of 136 amino acids. Gene Ontology annotation, cellular component: mitochondrion. Gene Ontology annotation, biological process: protein-FAD linkage; tricarboxylic acid cycle; mitochondrial electron transport, succinate to ubiquinone. Lineage: Eukaryota; Fungi; Basidiomycota; Agaricomycetes; Polyporales; Adustoporiaceae. The transcript has 2 exons. The record is from RefSeq and is a predicted model, not a curated record.
AUGUCCUCUGCCCUCCCACUCUGCCGCCGCGCCCUUCUCCGACGUCUCAUGUCCACCUCGCCGCGCCGUGCCACAGACUCCUGGCUUCUCCCGAACAUCCCCGAGCACCUUGCAAAGACGACCACUCCCGCCGAUGCGCCUCCUCCGCCUGCACCCCUUCCUCGUCCGGGCGAGAGUGUAGAGACCAUGCGCGCCAUGUACCAGUCGCGCAGGCGGGGCACCCUCGAGAGCGAUCUGCUGCUCAGCACGUUCGCAAAGGAGCAGCUCUACACAAUGAAUGAGGCGGAGUUGACGGAGUUGGACAUUCUUGCGGGCUUCUGUGGCGCUCCUUACAAUUACGUGCUCAGUCAUUCCGGACUAUCUCGUAACUGCAAUGAGCGCGUGAACAUUGGCGAGACCUACAACCUGUGA